GUGAUCGACAUGGAACGAACCCUGAAGGGUCUUAAAGAGGAAGCCGCUAAAGAAAAAAUAAGGCUGGGGCAAAUAUAUGUCCGACAAAAUGAGGAGAAGGAGCAGAAGCUGAAACAGUGGGAGAUAUGGAUGAUUCGUAUAACCGAGCUAGAGAAAAAGUGUCAGGAAAAGCUUGUAGAUCUCAAGUCCAAGGGAGAGCCGCAAGAUCAGACUGAAGUUGAAGAUCAGAUCGUUCUAGCCAAGGAAUUUCAAGAGGAGUUACAGUCUGCCAAACCCGUGAUCACCGAUGGUCUUGAAUAUGGAUCGCACCUGCUAGAAGAUGACUUGAUCGAUGAAGACAACAGGGCAAAGAUUAGGCAGGACGUCCAUCAUCUCGAAGGAGACCUCGUGAAACUGGAACAGGCUAAUGACGAUGAACACAAGAGAUUGGAAGAAGCUCUUCAAGUACAUGGUCAAAGGCAAAAAUUGAAAAACUGGGAGAACUGGACCACUCGCAUCAAGGAGUUGAUGGGCGAUUGUGAAGAUAAGCUGGCAGACCUAAAAUCAAAGGAGGAACCAAAAGAUGGAAAGGAACUUGAACAGCAAAUUAUCUUAGCCAAUGAGUGCAAAGAUAAACUGCAGGCAUCGAAACCCGAGAUGAGUGACGGCUUUGCAUAUGGAAAGGAACUUUUGGAGGACGACGCUCUCGAUGACGGUGUCAAGGCGAAUGUCAAACGGGACUUAGAUCAGCUGGAGGGAGACUUCUUGAGCAUGGAGCGAGCCAGUGAUGAAGAAGUUCUCAGACUGCAAGGACGCUUAGAAGCAAUGAACGCUGAAACGAAAAUUAUGGAAGACUGGCGUGAGAAAUGUAACAUCGUAAAGACUCACAUGGACGCUGCUGAUGCAAUAAUACAAGAAGGAAAGAAAGCAAAGAGUCACGAUGAGAUAGAAAGCUGUUACAACAAGCUGAAGGACCUAACAAAGGACCUUGGUGAUACCGAACCUGAGUUGAAUGACACUUUAGAUCACGGCAGAAAGUUGUCCUCAAACAAAGACCUGAGUGACGGUACUCGUCAAGCUGUUUCCGAUGAUGUUGUUCUCCUGGAAGAAAAAUGGAAGGCCCUCAUGAAAGUAUCCCAAGAGGAAUACGCCAGACUUGGAGUCGAACUUGGGGCUUCUCAAGCAAAACAAAGAAGCAUAGCGACUUGGCACGAGCGAUGCGACACUCUCCAUGAAUGGGUGAACGACAAAUACGUAAGGCUGCGUUCCCGACCGACCUCACCUGAGUCAUCAUUUGGAGGAAUAAAAAGACAGCAAAGCGUUAUCGAGGAUUUAGUAAAAGAUUUGGUAACUAAACAAGGUGAAGUAAACGAAAUCAUUGACGAGGGAAAUCAGAUUAUCGACGACGAUUCCAUCCCUGAAGGGGAAAGGAAACAAGUCCACGAAAAGAUGAUCGCACUUCAUGACGACUGGAACAAACUGGCUAAUUUGACUUCCGGGAAACAACAAAGUGUCCAAGUUCUACUUCUUGAAAAGGAACAGCAACAUUUGGACAAGACCCAAAAUUGGAGAAGAAAGAUAGAUCCUCUCAUGAUGUGGAUUUCAUCAGCGGAGAACAGAGUGAACACCCAGUUUGAAAUUGCUCCAGAUCUCGACACCGUGAAGAAGCAAAAAAAUGAUCUUGAGGAUUUCAACACCGAGAUGUUAUCCCAUCAACGCGAAGUUAGCGACGCUCUGGAGACUGGGGACAAACUUUUGAAAGACUCUGAACUUCCAGAGGAUGACAGGACCGCAAUACAGAAAGAAGUCCUGGAUCUUGGUCACCGCUGGGAGAAUCUAGAGGAGUUAGUCUCGUGGAAAACCGAAAGGAUUGAUGACACGAUUCAGAAACUCAAGAUGCAGCAAGACGACAAACUGCAAAAGUGGCACGAGGGCGUAGAUGAAGUCAAUGUAUGGGUGACAAAGAUAAGAGUUAAGGUUGAAUCGCCGAUGAGACUUGCAACUGAUGUGGACUCCGCUUUAGAACAAAUGGACGACUUUCAGGACGUUAUCAAAGAUGCUCCCUUGUAUCAAGAAAAAGUCACCUAUCUAAAUGAGUUCAGUGGCAACCUAGUGUCCGACCCAUGUCUUGGCGAAGAAGAAAGAAGAAAUGUGCGCGAGGAAACUGUGAUCUGCAAUGAAAACUGGAACGACCUGGUUAACCUCGCCAAUGCUCGACAAGCCAGAAUGGAGGAAAAUCUUGACAAAUUAGAACGACAACAACAGGAUACUUUGGAACGCUGGAGGAUUCGUUCAGAAAGAUCGGGACUGGCGUUAGAUAAGCUGGAAGGCCAAAUAUCAGUUAUUGAUGAUCCAAUAGGAAAUAACCUAGAGACAGUAAGGAGGCAGGAAGAUGCGUUUGAGAUAUUUGCAAACGAAGUGGAACUGAACACGCCUCAGAUGAUUGACACAAUUGCAUUAGGCGAGAAAGUCAGGAAGGAUCCAAAGCUCACCCAAAAACGCAAAGAUGAGGUGGACGAGCAUCUCGAUUCAUUGACAGCACGCUGGGACAGAGUCAAGGAUUUUAUGGCGUUAAGAAAGGAAAGGCUUGGCGAAGCUUCUAAAAGGUUGCAAAGGGAGAGGAGAGACAAACUUCAUGAAUGGGAGGAAAGACUGAGCAGUUUUGACAGCUUUUUGCGUAAAGCAGAGAGGGAGACAGAGAGACUCGAACCAAUAGGAGACGACUUGGACACUGUCAAACUACAAAAUGAGGACUUCGAGCAGUCGGCGGGACUUCUUAUUGGACAGCAGAAGAAAGUGUAUGAUUUUGAGAAUUGCGCUGGCGAUUUAGCAACAGAUCCCGCAAUCGAUCAAAAGUCCAAAGAGAGCAUAGAAAAUGACAAAAACAACCGUCUUGAGCGAUGGGCGAGGGUCGUCGACAAGAUUAAUAGUCACCAGGCUAAGCUCGAAGAAGAGCUUUUGAACUUGGAGAAAACUGAAGGGGAGUUUACGAGGUGGAACGACCAGCUUGUGACAAUCCAAGAGGACGUUUCGAAAGUUGAAAGUAUCUGUGAGCAAGAAAUAGCUCCCGAUCUGGAGACACUUGAACAGCAAAGAAAGGAGGCCAAGAAUUUGAAAGAGGACGUGGCCCUGCUGGACCCUCAAAUUGAAGAAUUUCUCAAGAGCUCUGACAGUUUGCUCGAUAAUAGCGAUUUACCUGACGAGGAUCACCAGACGGUUGAGCGCGAGUCUGAAUUGCUCGAGAAACGUUGGAACAAAGUAAAGAACGACGCUAAUUCAAGAGAGCCAAGAAUCGAAGAAGCGUACAGAACCGUACAGAAGGGUCAAAAAGCCUUGUUGGAUGAAUGGAAAAACUCUUGUAACUCCACUCUCAAGUGGAUAGCUGAUUCUUCUGCGCGUGUGCAGGCACAAGAUCAUACCGCUCCAGACCUCGACCACGCGCGGGCUCAGAAGCAAGAAAUUGAGGAUUUAAUGAAGGAAAUUAAACAAUACGAUAAACAGAUGGAUAAACUUGAUCAACUUGGAGAAAAGAUUGUUCACGACCCGAACAUGCGUGACCUGGAAAAAACACUGGUAACUAACGAGAAAGCAUCCAUCAUUGGACAAUGGCAAGGACUCCUAUCAAAUACAGAAGCCACCAGAAACAGAUUGGAUAAGCAAAUUGAACAACUGGAAAGGGAGCAGCAGGAAAAGAUGAAGAUGUGGUCAAAAAAGACUGAGCCUCUGGAGACGUGGCUGGUUAAGAAGGAGACCAUCGUGGAGUCUUACGAGCCAAUCGGAUAUGACAUCAGUUAUGUAAAGGGACAAAGUGAAGAUGCUCAGGCGAUGAUCACAGACCUACUCCACGAGCAGCCGAAGUUCGCUGAGAUGACGGACCUCGGUAACCAGCUUACAACCGAGCCUUGUGUAGGAUUGGAGGAACGGGUCAGGAUACAGAAAGAGAUGCAGUCACUGCACGAGAGAUGGGACGGUUUGUAUGGAUCAGCCACCUCCCGGCACGACAGGAUUCAAGAAAGGCUAAGAAUAUUAGAAGACGAGCAAAGAAAGCUGGAGGAAGAAAGACAAAAAUUGGAAGAGGAAGAAAGGCAGAGGAGAGCGGAAGAGGAGAAGAGACGACAGGAAGAGAUUGAAAGAAGACGAAAAGAGGAUGAGGAGAGAAGAAAACGGGAGGAAGAGGCAAGAAAACGCAGAGAAGAGGAAGAACGAAAACGGAAAGAAGAAGAGGAAAGGCUACGAAGAGAGGAGGAAGAGGAAAGGAAAAGGAAGGAAGAAGAGGAAAGAAAACGAAGGGAAGAAGAGGCGAGGAAAAGAAGAGAAGAGGAAGAGACAGCAAGGAAAGAGGAAGAAGAAAGACGAAAGCGCGAGGAAGAAGAAAAAAAGCGAAAGGAAGAGGAAGAACGUAAGAGGCGGGAAGAAGAAAGAAAAAAGAGAGAGGAAGAAGAACGAAAGAGAAGAGAGGAGGAGGAUAGAAAGCGGAAGGAAGAACAAGAACGACGGAAAAGAGAGCAAGAAGAGCGACGGAAGAGGGAAGAAGAAGAACGAAAGAAGAAGGAGGAAGAGAAAAGGAAGCAGCGCGAGGAAGAGGAAAAAAAGAGAAAAGAAAGAGAAAGGAAACGAAAGGAAGAAGAGGAAAAGAGACGUCAGGAGGAAGAGGAACGGAAAAGAAAGGAGGCUGAAGAAAAACGAAAGAAAGAAGAGGAAAAGAUAAAAGCUUUCGCUUAUAUCGCACCUCAACCUCGCGUUCAGCUGGUUGAGCAGGAGCCAAGACUGUUCAGCAGUCCAGUGGACGAAGUUAUUGUGUCUGUUGACGAGAAUGUUGUCGAGGCGGCAGCAGAACCCGAUGGGAUUGUAUUAGAUGGAAGGCUACAGGACUGGAGAAACGAGGCAGAGAAAAUGAAGGCGUGGAUAAAGGAUCAAGACAACACACUACCCGAAGAAUCCGACGAGGACAACAUUGCAACUCUUAUUGAGAAAGAAGGCAAAAUUGCGAAUCUUGAGAGGGAACUACCUGUCUAUGAUAAACGCUACAGUGAUCUGGAUAGAGACUUUGAAGAGCUCAUUAGCGACAAGAAUAUAAAAGAAGAUCAACGGGAAGAAAUCGUCGAAGACAUGGAUAACGUCAGAGAUCUCUGGCNCUUCAAAGCCAUUGGCUUUGAAAAACGAUUCUCUGAGAUCAGGUCUCCAGAACUGACUAAAAGACAAGGAGAAAAUAACAACGAGUGGAAACCAUCAGUUGACGAGUCCAAUGCUAGCCUAAGAAGUUCUCUUAUCCAUGGCAAUAUUUUUACUCCUUCAGUUCAUUACAUUAACAUUUAUUUUUCAGAGUUAAAGAAAAGCUUCAAGACAUCCAGCGAGACAAGAAAAACCGAAAGUGGUCGAUCAUCGAGGCGCUGA
Orbicella faveolata is the source of this 5373-nucleotide messenger RNA. RefSeq lists its product as uncharacterized. Gene Ontology annotation, molecular function: protein binding. The record is from RefSeq and is a predicted model, not a curated record. NCBI's taxonomy places the organism in Eukaryota, Metazoa, Cnidaria, Anthozoa, Scleractinia, Merulinidae.